Messenger RNA from Protopolystoma xenopodis, 300 nucleotides. The record is from the annotation of a GenBank genome assembly. NCBI's taxonomy places the organism in Eukaryota, Metazoa, Platyhelminthes, Monogenea, Polystomatidea, Polystomatidae.
AUGCCCAUAUUCCAUAAAACGGUGCUUGGAGAGGUUCAGGUGGCCAGGCUACACGGACAUUUCUGCCGUACAGUCGCCAUUUCUGUACUCUGUUUCCAAGACUACCGAACAGAAGAAGGAUUCCAUGAUUUGUCUGUCCUAGCUCCAGGGUUCCAGUCAGCUGUACCCCCUUGCCCUGGAAAGAAACUCAAAGCGGAUCGAUUAACUACUGAACCCGGUCGUCAUGGCGCAGGGGACAUGGGAUAUCGUCGGAUGGACGAGGGGAUUCGAGAAGCGUCGACUUUGGUUGAGCUUUUCUAG